AUGCAACGGCUUGAGGAUGUAAAUGACAGGUUUAAGGCCAUUUACAUUGCUUACGAAGCAUGUAAAACUUCUUUCAAACGUCAUUGCAGACGCUUGAUAGGCCUAGACGGGUGUCAUUUGAAGGGGCAAACCAAGGGAAUUCUUUUGACAGCCAUCGGAUUGGAUCCGAAUGAUCAGAUUUUUCCCAUAGCUUUUGCCGUAGUUCGCAUUGAAAAUGCUGACACAUGGAAUUGGUUCCUCGGGCUGUUGGUGCAAGAUAUGGAAAUUAUGGAUUCUAGCAAGUGGACUUUCAUCUCGGACAGACAAAAGGGGCUAAUCAAUGCCUUGAGAAACUGUUGCCCGCAUGCCGAACACCGGAUGUGUGUUUGGCAUAUGCACAACAAUUUCAAGAAAUUGUUUCCUUCAACCAUUUUGAAGGACUUGAUUUGGGAGGCAGCUCGAGCAACUAAUAUUUAUGGCUUCGAGAAGGCAAUGAAUGAAUUGAAGGAAGAGAAUGAGCAAGCAUACAAGUGGUUGGCAGAUCACACAACGGAGGAGAAUUGGAGUCGGGCCUUCUUUGGUUCUGAAGCAAAAUAUGACAUCCUUGUUAAUAACAUUUCUGAAUGUUACAACAAGGUGUUACUAUUUGCUCGGGAGAAGCCAUUGUAUGGGAUGCUCGAGUGUAUUAGGAUGUAUCUCAUGGAUAGGUUUACCACAAGGAGGAAGAUGGGGGCAAGAUUGGAGGAUGCUAUUGGGCCGAAAAUCAGAAAGAAGCUUGAGAAGACAAAGGAGAAGAUUGGAGAAUGCAUGGUGAGAGAGGCCGGGGAGUGGAUUUAUCAAGUCAAUACAAAGUGGAAUGACCAAUUUGUUGUCGACCUGUGGGACCGCACUUGUAGCUGCAGGCGAUGGAUGUUGACUGGAUUACCGUGCCAACAUGCCAUUGCAGCGAUUGAGAUGACUUCGGAGAAUGUUGACGACUUUGUUGCAAAGUGCUACUCCAAGGAAACCUUCAAAAUGGUGUAUGAAGCCAUCAUCUAUCUGGUCCAAGGACCACAACAAUGGACAAAGACCGCCCACCCGAACGUUAUUCCACCCGAGCUGACCAAGCUGCCGGGACGUCCGAAGGGAGCUAGACAAAAGAGCGUGCAAGAGGCACGAGAAAUGACAAAAGAGAAGGCUCGGGCAGCCCGUAUAGUGCAAGUUAGAGAUGACAUUGAUGGAGGCCAAAAGUUGUCACGGAAAAGGUUGAUGAUGGAUUACAAAUGUCGUCUUUGUAGUGUUGUCGGUCACAACAGAAGAAGAUGUCCCCAACGUGAACCAGCAGCUCCAAGCAUCCCAAAACGCACGAAAGGGAAGGAGCGGCAGCGAGGCGAAGAGAAACAAAAAUGCACAUUGUGUCAUCAACCCGAUCACAAUAGGGUAUGGUGCCAAAUUGUUGUUGCCGAUAUGUUUGUGGAUCAGCCCUCCUCGGCUGCGGGUGACAACCAAGCUACUUCAUCAACUGUGAAGAAGAACUAA
Messenger RNA from Salvia splendens (bonfire salvia), 1497 nucleotides. RefSeq lists its product as uncharacterized. Gene Ontology annotation, molecular function: zinc ion binding. The coding region runs from base 1 to 1497 and encodes 498 amino acids. Lineage: Eukaryota; Viridiplantae; Streptophyta; Magnoliopsida; Lamiales; Lamiaceae. The transcript has 3 exons. The record is from RefSeq and is a predicted model, not a curated record.